AUGGGGCCGGAGCAUGAGGCAUCCCCGGAGUGGACACAAAGGGAACGACGUGGGAGGCCCCGAGGCACUUCACCCAAGACCUGCGACCAGGAGCUUACACACUGCAUAACGCCGAGGGAAGCCAUCGCGGCUGCCGAUACGGUGUUGGCAUUUCUUGGCCAGCCCGAGCUGCGAGAAGUGAUGGCCCAGACGGACUGUCUGUCGAUUGUGAGGGUCCGGAGUCGUUUGCGGGAGCAGGUUGAUGUACGAUGUAGUUGA
This is a messenger RNA of Colletotrichum abscissum, 258 nucleotides long. RefSeq lists its product as uncharacterized. Bases 1 to 258 code for a protein of 85 amino acids. NCBI's taxonomy places the organism in Eukaryota, Fungi, Ascomycota, Sordariomycetes, Glomerellales, Glomerellaceae. The record is from RefSeq and is a predicted model, not a curated record. The transcript has a single exon.